AUGGCUAAUAAUGCUGUCGGAGUUGCCUUGUUGGGCUCCACGGGCUUGGUGGGAUCCUACAUCUUGACCAACCUCCUCGCUCACGCAUCCGUCGCACGAGUCGAUACCGUAUCUCGAAGGACGCCGACUUCCGCCGGCUCGUCGCCACAAGUGAAACUAACUACCUUUGUUGAACCAGAGUCGUCGCGCUGGGCAAGCCAAAUCUCUCAACUUUCCCCUCCGCCAUCCCUUUAUAUAUCUGCACUGGGCACGACGCGCGCGUUGGCAGGGGGGCUGGCCAACCAAUACAAGCUGGAUCUUGAUCUCAACAUCGAGUGUGCCAAAGCAGCCCGUGAUGCCGGCGCCAAGGUCUUUGUCCUUGUUUCUAGCUCAGGCGCCAAUCCUACUUCAUAUAUACCUUACUCCAAGUUGAAAGGCGAGUGCGAAGAGGCAGCCAAGGAGCUGGGCUUUGAGCGCACGGUUAUUGUCCGUCCAGGCGUGAUCGUUGGUCAGCGUGAAGGCAGUCGACCCGCUGAAGCUGUUUUACGCUUUGUUGCUGGCUCAUUUGGCAAGUUACACGCCUCACUGAAAGACCCAUGGGCGCAGGACGCCGAUGUUAUUGCCAAGGCUUGCGUGAACUCUGGCCUCAAGGCUCUGGCCGGAGACGUGCCUGCAGGGAGUGAGAAAGUCUGGCUUCUAGAGCAAGCUGAUGUUGUUCGUCUUGGACGCACUGAGUGGAAGUGA
Talaromyces rugulosus is the source of this 723-nucleotide messenger RNA. RefSeq lists its product as uncharacterized. Gene Ontology annotation, cellular component: cytoplasm. NCBI's taxonomy places the organism in Eukaryota, Fungi, Ascomycota, Eurotiomycetes, Eurotiales, Trichocomaceae. The record is from RefSeq and is a predicted model, not a curated record. Gene Ontology annotation, biological process: import into nucleus. The transcript has 2 exons. The coding region runs from base 1 to 723 and encodes 240 amino acids.